AUGUUGGGCCUGGUGGAAGAUUCACUCACCAAGCCUUCGGCAGCAGCAGUGGGUGUCCCUGUCGGUCUCAGAAUCCUGCUCCAUCGGCCCAGCUUGCGAGAGCAUACGAUGGAGGACCUGAAGAUCCUUUGGCGAACUGACAACAAUCCCAUCGGAACCUUCGUAGAAGCAGAGAAGCAGCUCGAUCUGUGCCGUCUACGAGACCGCCAACUCCGAAGUGAAGCCGCAGCUGCACAAGCUUCGCCAAGCCAAAUGCGCGACAAAGAGCAGCGUGCUCUGAGGUUCGCAGCGUAUUACUGCAGUGCCACUCAGAGUACUGGAGCACAGUACGUAAUGUAA
Symbiodinium natans is the source of this 339-nucleotide messenger RNA. The record is from the annotation of a GenBank genome assembly. NCBI's taxonomy places the organism in Eukaryota, Dinophyceae, Suessiales, Symbiodiniaceae.